Capsaspora owczarzaki ATCC 30864 is the source of this 2802-nucleotide messenger RNA. RefSeq names its product growth hormone-regulated TBC protein 1. Bases 1 to 2802 code for a protein of 933 amino acids. Lineage: Eukaryota; Filasterea; Ministeriida; Capsasporidae. The record is from RefSeq and is a predicted model, not a curated record. The transcript is spliced from 7 exons.
AUGUGGAACUGGUUGUCGUCGCUCGUGGAUUCGUCCGCGCCACAGCAGCACCAGCAGUCAUCAUCACAGUCAUCAUCGCUCUACCGCUCUGUUGCCGGGAAUGAGGACGAGGACCACGAGGACCACGACGACGACUGGGAGGACGGCGCUGAGAAUGAUGAUGACGCGGAUGAGCGUGCGCCCGUCCGCCGUCCUGCCAAGCACCGCCGCACCCACCACGGCAAGACAGAUGUAGCAGCAGAUACAACCACCACCACCACCACCACCACCACCACCACCACCAUCAGCGACUCGAUGUCCAACAACUCCGACAAGGUCCCUGAAGGUAACGCCAUGACCCCGACUCCGACCCCGACUCCGUUUGGACGCAGUGUGUCGUCGGUAGUGCCUCAAGCAACGGCGCGGAGCUCGUCAGGCGGACCGACUGGCGCGAGGAGCGCGACAAAAGCCAGCCAAAGCAGUAUUGCGGCACGGUCUGCAAGCGUGCCAACAACGACGUCUGUCAGUCUCCACUCUGCGCCCAAUGCACGGCAGCAACAGGCACAACAGCACUCUAGUGGAUCGCAUCGCCUGUUGACUGGCAGCAGCACUGGUAGCUCAGCCAUCCAAGCCAAGCCAAUGGUCAUGCCACACAUCCAGUGGAAUGCUCUGACACCGUCCGUCAACGCCCCAGCGACCAAGGCGAACAACCCCAGCCAGCAGCUCAUUGACGUCGUAUCGUUGACAUCGGAAGCUUCCACACCCGCGGAUGGAUCAAGCAUGUCCCUGUCGUCGACAUCCUUGUUUGAAGAAGGGGCCGAAAUGGUGCGCAAGGAAGACGCGGAUUCCGACGCGAGCAGCUUUGUCGAGAGUCUGGCAAGCGAGUCCGACUUGAGCGACAUGGACGAGCCCACAUCCUCCAGCAAGAAGAACGACAAGAGUACGACAUCUCCGAGUUCCGAGGACGAGGCCGAGUCUGGGGGGUCGCCAGCACAGCGCGCACCUGCCCCUUCGGCGUCCAUCUUCCCCGUCCUUUCUUCGGGAUCGUCGUCCAACUUUCGUUCCUCGCUCAAGUACAAGCCGGUGGUACUUGCCGACUUGGACGGCUCUGGAGACGAGAGCGACAGCCACCAGUCCUCGUUCAGUCUCGGUGUGCCCCAUGCGUCGUUCAUGCGCUCGCAAUCAAUCAACACUGUCACCGAAAGCGACAGCGACGAGGCAUCCAACCGACGCGCCGGCAAGCACUCACGCACUCAUGCCACCGCGAGACCAUCGCGCACGCAACCGGCGGCGACCGCGGCAGCGACCUUGUCCAGCAACGUCCGGGCGUAUCGGUGCGUGAUUCGUAGUCUACGCCCCACACCCGAUGCUUGGGAAGCCGGUGGCUGGGCGAGCGAAACUCUGGCCACCUUGCAACGCCGGCAGGAGGAGCUGGAGAAGGAGCGUCAGACUGCCGCUGCAAGCAGGCAAAAAGGCUCUGCCGGCCAGGCGGAGGACAGCGAUGAGGAUCUCUUCUCUGUCCCGCAAGGUCUCAAGGAUUUGUUUUCUUCGAUUUGGAGCAAGAUUGGCAAUGAAGCCACACCCUCGGCCGCCAGUCCAACAUCAGGAAAUGCGCGCAGCAGCAGCAAUGAGUCGUCUUCUGCGGAAGCCACAGACAAAGCGACGGUCGUGGCCGCCAGUCCCUCGGUCGCUCCAAGCAAGGGCUCUGCCCGGCUGAUGCCGGUGGACGAGUAUGGUGUCGAGUUGAGCUCGGUCUGCUCGAGUUCCCGCGCGUUGGUGCCCGCUCCGCACCACCAUCACUCGCCCGAGCUCGAUACAGCGCGCACAAGGCAUCAAAUUCGAUGGCUUGCCUAUCUUGAAAAGGUGUACAACGUGCGCAGCAAGGAGGUGCGGUGGGCGACUCUUGGCGCGACGCUUCCGCCUGCCGAGAAUCUGACCCAGCUCAUUCGCGGAGGCAUCCCCAACAAGUUCCGGCGUCACAUUUGGUUGAGGGCCACCUCCGCCAUGAGCCAAUGGAGGUCUCAGCCAGACAUGUAUGCAUACUUGCAGCAACAAUCCGGUGGUGAUCAUGGCGAGUACCAUCGACAAAUCGAAAAGGAUCUUUUGCGAACCAUGCCGGAUAACAUUUUCUUUGCGUCUGCCAAUGCCCCCGGCAUUGCGCGACUCAGACGAGUCCUGCACGCGCUGUGCUGGCGGUUCCCCGAGGUCGGCUACUGCCAAGGCAUGGGCGUGAUUGUCGCCAGCUUCUUGCUUCUGAUGGAAGAAGAGGAAGCCUACUGGAUGAUGGAAACGUUGAUGGCUCGAAUGCUGCCCGAUCAGUACUAUUCCAAGGUCCUUCUCGGCGCUCAAGCAGACCAGCGUGUGCUGAAGGAGCUUGUUGCGCAACGCCAUCCUGAUUUGCAUGCCAAGCUGGAGGAGCACUGCGUCGAUAUCACGCUGAUUUCGCUGAACUGGUUUUUGACUCUGUUUGCCAACGUUGUGCCGCUCAAGAUUGCCCUUCGCAUUUGGGACUGCAUCCUCUUUGAGGGCACAAACCUGCUCUUCAACUUUGCCCUGGCAAUGAUCGGUCGCCACCACGACGAGCUGAUGUCGCUGAUGUCGCUGCAUGACACUGGCGCCCUGUUCAAAAUUAAAAUCACGCUCGAUGCCAAGUGGAUUGCAGAAAGGCACGAGCACCACCGCGUCGCCAUCGGGCAGGAAUUGGCCGAGCUGGACGUUCUCCGUAAAUCUUCCACGCACGAACGCCCGAAAGCAGUCACUUUGACGAGCAGCGAGGCUGAAAGCUCGGCCCCAAGCGAGGCUGAUGUGACUGUUUCAGCAUGA